AUGACCAUACAACCAAGCUUGGUGACUGUUCAAGCGCACAGCUCCUUGUUGAAUAUCUGCUGGGACCCAGAAUUCUCGACGCGCCGGGAUCUGUGCUAUAAAUCAGAAAACGAAUCUUACCUCAAGUCCAUUGCCGACUGGGAAUCAGAAAGCCCAGUCGGAAGCCCUGGCUGGCUCUCAGAUUUAGAGAAUGCAAUCAGAGGGUUCAUGCGAGGACCUGACCAAUCUGACUCCUGUACUCCAGAGGCCGAUAUUGUGCUUGCAUUUUGCCACAAAUCGACGUUCAAACAGCUCCUCGGAGAAACAGAGGCCAUCUACAGUUCGUUACCCCAGAAUGCUUGGUUAGAUGAAAGACACUUCAGAGAAGGAAAAGUUCAGGCGAGGACGCAGAGAGGCGCUCUGACAGCGCGCGAGUUGUACAAUGCAUUGAACGCACCGCGCUUUUUCCUAUGCCGAGAGUGCUUAAUCGAAUCCUGCGAGGCCGACAGCCAAAGCGGAACAAUGGCUAGCACUCAGAAUUCUGCAUAUGCGACCGUUGACGCCCUCUUGGAUGAAGGCGAUCCGAAGCAACCAGAUGCAGAGCGGAGACUAAUAUUUGUAACUGACCCUGACGGUUGGGUCAUCCAUGCACUUAUCGGAACAGCAUCAAGGCUCCAAGCAUAUGCCCUUCGAGAUAUCCUCUAUAGACAUCUUGCUGCUCAGACGUUUAUUGGGGUGACUUUUGUGUUGGCAGGAUAUCGCAUGUUUGAGCUUGCAUUUCACCUACCAUAUUAUGCCUGGAGGGACGCAGAAGCUCAAAUCGAAGAUCACCGACAAGAUUCUAAUGGCCGACCAAUGAGACAGUCCCACGACGUCUCUUUUCUUAACUGGCAAAAUGACGGACAACUUUCAUUCAUACAUCAAGCGCAAACUUCUUGCGUGGUUGCUGGAACGGAUAUCUGGAGAUGGGUGGGGUACUGCUUUGUCGAGUCUUACUUCGACUGUGGUAACGAGGCUAGGGAAACCGUCAUGACAUAUAUCGAAGAGGGUGAGAGUGGGGGGCUUUUCAUGGAUCCUUGCACAUAUGGAUGCUUUCCACUCGAGGACAACAUCAAGGAUCCGCGGGAGUGGUUUCUGCUCGUAUUCCAGUGUCGUCUGCACCAAAUCCGAACUGAAUGGCGACAAGUGGUCAGGAAUGUAGCCCAAAGCGUUCAGAACUAUGAGGUACCGGAACGCUCUUACGCUCUCACGCGGCAAAGAACCAGUCGCUAUUUCAGAGGAGACAAAGAGCAGAGAAAAGAAAUGCAAAAGCUAGUCCAGUGGGCCGUUGACGCUAGGAGACUUUUGACGCUUUUGUCACCAUGUCUAACACGGACCGUCGAUGCCUGCGACAAGUUUUGCUUGGAGUCUGCUACUUAUUUCCUCGACGUCCCUGGAGCAUCUACGAUUAACAUGUCGUUUUGUGCCCUUCGGUCAAUUUUUGACGACCUGAAAUCCAUGAAGAAAACACUUGAGGAUACAGCGCACUCUUGCAAUUGCUUUAGCCAGAACCUUGAACUUAGAUUGGGCAAUGACCAGAGAGAGCUCGCAAAGGAGAACAACUGGAUGGGAUAUGUCGUGAUGGUGAGUCUAUAA
Molecule: messenger RNA, 1614 nt
Organism: Cladophialophora immunda
Lineage: Eukaryota; Fungi; Ascomycota; Eurotiomycetes; Chaetothyriales; Herpotrichiellaceae
Exons: 6
Coding region: 1-1614 (537 amino acids)
Source: RefSeq, a predicted model, not a curated record